Molecule: messenger RNA, 4901 nt
Organism: Perca fluviatilis (European perch)
Lineage: Eukaryota; Metazoa; Chordata; Actinopteri; Perciformes; Percidae
Product: chloride channel protein 1-like
Biological process (GO): chloride transport; transmembrane transport
Cellular component (GO): membrane
Molecular function (GO): voltage-gated chloride channel activity
Source: RefSeq, a predicted model, not a curated record
GUCAGAAUAUGUGCGAGAGAGUGUGUGUGUGUGUUUGUGUGUGGGGGUCCAUGCAUGUGUAUGUCUCUCCCUGUGUGGCAAUGCAGCGUGUGUGUGUGCGCGCGAGUGUCCUGGCUGGGUAUCCAGCGCAGUCCUGGUAAUGCUGAGACAGACGUUGAGCGGGUGGGUUUAUUUUUGGGACAGUGACAGUGUGUCAAUGGCCGCAGAUGCGUCGGAAAGGAAGGCUCUGAGAUACAAGCAAACCCUGCUCUAUGGGGAGUACCAAGAAAACCAAGGAGGCUCCGGCAGACGGGAGGCCACACGCCUGCUGACCGAGAGACAGAUCAAGAAACAUGGCAACCACCCCCGCAGCCAUGGCAGGCCACGACAUGGCCGGCGUGGCCAUGGUCAAAAUGGAUGCCACAGUCGACAUCAGCACGGCUAUCACAGCAGACAAAGGAACCGGCAUCAGCCUAACAUGGAGGCAGAGGCUGACGAGCCAGAUGAGCAAACAGCUGACCUCACGUCCUCUAUGAAGAAGAAACGCUCCUACUCCAAAUGUAGAGACUGUAUAGCACGGGUGCAGCGAUUCCUUGUGACCAGGUUGGGAGAGGACUGGAUCUUCCUUGUUCUGCUGGGCAUCACCAUGGCGCUGGUCAGCUGGACAAUGGACUAUGCCAGUGCAAAGAGCCUGCAAGCCUAUAAAUGGAUUUAUGGGGAGCUGAGGGGGAACAUCCCCCUGCAGUACCUGGCCUGGGUUUCAUAUCCCCUGAUCUUCAUCCUGUUCUCCUCCCUCUUCUGUCACCUGGUCGCUCCUCAAGCUAUCGGUUCUGGCAUCCCAGAGCUGAAGACCAUCCUGAGAGGCGUGGUGCUUAAGGAGUAUUUAACUCUCAAGGCCUUUGUUGCUAAAGUCAUUGGUCUGACUGCUGCCCUGGGCAGCGGCAUGCCUGUAGGCAAAGAGGGCCCGUUUGUUCACAUCGCCAGUAUCUGUGCUGCAGUUCUCCGCAGGUUCAUGUCCUGCUUCUCGGGAGCUUAUCAGAAUCCAUACUGUUACACGGACAUCCUGACAGUAGGCUGUGCUGUCGGGGUGGGCUGCUGCUUUGGUACUCCACUUGGAGGUGUGCUCUUCAGUAUAGAGGUAACAUCCACAUACUUUGCUGUGAGAAACUACUGGAGAGGAUACUUUGCUGCUACGUUUAGUGCCUUCAUAUUCAGAGUGUUAUCAGUGUUCAACAAAGAUGCAGUAACCAUCACUGCUCUGUUCAGGACAAACUUCCGCAUGGAUUUCCCUUUUGACCUUCAGGAGCUGCCGGCAUUCGCCAUCAUUGGGAUCUCCUGUGGGUUCCUGGGGGCAUUCUUCGUCUAUCUCAACAGACAGGUGGUGCUGUUCAUGAGACGACCCAAUGCCAUGACCCGCUUCCUGACCAAACACCGGCUGAUCUUUCCAGCUGUGGUAACGCUGGUCAUCGCCACCUUGACCUUCCCGCCCGGGUUUGGACAGUUCAUGGCAGGAGAGCUAAUGCCAAGGGAGUGUAUCAACUCCCUGUUUGACAACUUUACGUGGACAAAGAUUUCGGCAUCACCUCCUCCGGCUGGUCUGGGCCUCUCUGCCGCCUGGCUGCACCCUGAUGUCAGUGUCUUCCUCGUCCUGCUGCUCUUCUUAAUUAUGAAGUUCUGGAUGUCUGCUGUGGCCACCACCAUGCCCAUUCCAUCUGGGGCUUUCAUGCCCGUCUUCAUACUAGGAGCUGCAUUCGGCAGGCUGGUAGGGGAGAUCAUGGCCACCCUGUUUCCUCACGGGAUCGUGUUUGAUGGCAUCCUUUACCGCAUUAUCCCUGGAGGGUACGCAGUCAUUGGAGCGGCAGCUUUGACUGGGGCUGUGACUCACACGGUGUCCACAGCGGUUAUCUGCUUUGAGUUGACAGGCCAGAUCUCCCACAUCCUGCCUAUGAUGGUGGCAGUAAUCCUGGCCAACAUGGUGGCCCAGGGCCUGCAGCCCUCCCUGUACGACUCCAUCAUCCAGGUCAAGAAGCUGCCGUACCUGCCGGAGCUCGGCUUUGGACACAUGAGUCAGUACAACAUCUUUGUGGAAGACAUCAUGGUGAGAAAGGUGAAGUUUAUAUCAUCUCAGUCCACAUACAGAGAGGUUCAACUCCUGCUGGACUCCUCCUCGCUCAGUUCAAUCCCUCUGGUCGACUCAAAAGAUUCUAUGAUCCUUCUGGGCAGCAUUGACAGAUUGGAGCUUCUGGCUCUCUGUGAUUGGUGGUUGUCACCAGAGAGAAGGCUCCUGAUGCAGAACCAGUCUCAGAAACACAGCUGGGAGUCCUUCGCCUUCAUGGAUGAGGAGGAAGAGGAGGAUGGAGAGAAGGGCAGCCCGGUGCUGGAGGAGAGGAACGGCCCGCUGCCUCCUUCAAAGCCUCAGGAGCCCUCCUCAAACCACACUGCUCCUGUUCCUGAAAAAGGUCCUCUGCAGUCUGUGAGGAAAACCCUCAGGAAUCUCUUCACCUCAAAAAACAGGCAGACAGAGGGACAGUUGCAGGAGCCCUGUCCGCCUCCCCUGUCGGACACAAUGACAACAGAGGAGAUCAAAGCGUGGGAGGAGGCAGAGAUGGACAAGCCGAUGGAAAUCGAUGAGAUACGAGUAGACCCUUCCCCUUUCCAGCUGGUUGAGAGAACAUCAUUACACAAGACCCACACCUUAUUCUCACUGCUGGGGCUCAGUCAUGCUUAUGUGACCAGCAUCGGCAAACUGGUGGGAGUGGUGGCACUGAAAGAGCUCCAGAAAGCCAUUGAGGGCUCCACACGCUCUGGUGUCCGGCUCCGUCCUCCGCUCGCCAGCUUUCGGGACAUCAUCAACCACAACUCUGUUCCUAAACCUCCACCUUCUUCUCCCACUGCUGUUUCCUCUCCGACCUCCUCUCCCUCAGCGCCAACUGCUUCCCAAACUCCGUCCAGACUCCGUCCCAGACUCCGUCCCCCCCCCCCUCAACCCCACCCCCACCAUCACCACCACGAGAAUGAAACGGAGGUAUGGAUAGAGCGCGUGGCGACGGAGGUGGAGGAGAGCAGCAGCUGCAGUGCAGGAAGUGGCGGUGUUAGCAGCAGCUCAGCCAGCAGGAGUUGCAGCUACAACAGCAACCUCACCCUCCCUCUCCCCGCCACUCCUCCCCAGGUCCCUUCUUCCUUCACUCCUUCCUCCUCCAACCUGAGACCCUUACAGAGACUCCUUGAGGGGGAGGAAGACAGUGAUGAUGAGCCAAUGGUUUAGAUUAGACAAGAGUGAUGGUUAUGUUUUUAUAAUGGAAAACCUUUUUUUAAUGGUGUAAGUUUUUUUCUUCUGUUCUUAAUGUGUUUCUCUGGUCUUUGGACACCCAUUUACCUCUUUUUGUCACCACGUAGGUAGAGCAAAGAUGUCAAUGCUAUGUAGAAAUGGGGGGCGAUAUGGAAAAAAUCUAAUAUCACAAUAUUGUUGACCAAAUACCUCAAUAUCGAUAUUGCGGCGAUAUUGUAGGGUUGGCAAUUGGUGCUUACAGAAAAACAUUUACACAAUGAGAUUUUUGAUAAAUAAUCAUCAUUAAUGUGUAUAUAAUAACUAAGUGGGUAAAGGCAAAUAGAAAAGCUAGAAGAGUCUGGUAAGUUAAAAAAAUUACAUCCCUUUACUGUAAUCUAGCCAUUAAAACCAGGGACAGGUAACACCAUAUUACGAUAUCCAAAAUCUAAGACGAUAUCCAGUCUCAUAUCACAUUAUCGAUAUAAUAUUGAUAUGUAUUGCCCAGCCCUAAUGCUAUGCCAAGCUAGUCAUAAUUUCUUUUUUUUGAAGACAGUUUAUCCCAGCCUUACUGACCCUGUCUGCUCAUUUCACAGACCUUUACUUAACCCAACAUCUGUCUUUUCUUAAUAAGCUCGGUAUGUGUGUAUGCUUUUUGAUACUAGUCCUGCCUCACUUCCUCCUUAUUUUUUCUCUUUCGUGUUGAUUUUCACACAGUCUCUAGGGUACAUAUAUAUAUAUACUGAAGUUGCUUCCAAUAUCCGCUGUUUUAAAUUUUUAUGCCAAAGAAUUGACUGUUUCCUUCAGGAUUGUUUUCUUGUAAUGGGGUAAUAGCAUCCCAAACAGCAUUAAGACAAUUAUGGCAACUAAAAUUUACCAUUUAAUCCCUGAAAAAUAAAUGAUGUCAUUGCUAAUGGCCCCUUACGGCAAGAAUAUAUAUAUUGCACUUUUAGAAUAAGAAUUAAGAAUAAACUUAAACAUAAUGUACUGCUAUAAUUUGCACUAUCCACUUUGAAUUUCGAUUGAAGUGAACCCAGUGAACCUCUGCACUGUAGUUCUGCGUUACCUGAUUGCGUAUGUCUGAAAAAAAGAAGGUUUUUAUCGGAUGAGAGCAGGAGCUAUUGAAUUUUUGAACUGGCAACAGACCAUCUGGAUAACAGAAGACUAAUGGAGCUGCUCAGUCCGCUGUGGAAGAUUGUCCAAAGCCCCAAAACGACCUCUAAAUUGUGUGCUGACCUUGUGAAGGCAGCCUGAGAGCUCAUCUCAUCACGGUCAAGUUGAUAGAUGGUGCAGCUAAAGGCGACUGACGACAGCCAAACCCUGCUGUGUCGGUCCUGGACAUUGCUUCUCGUUUUCCCCAACAUUAAUGCCUUCCAGAGUUUUACAAAUCACACAUGGCUACUUAAAAAACAAAAAUGCAUUAAUGCAUUAAUUAGCUUACUGAAAUGACCUCAUUAACAAAACUAUUUAAUAUAGACCUGUCAUGAUGAUUAUUGAAGCUGCUCAUGUGAGACGUCCUUCUGGCUGCGGCUACAAAGUGUUGAUUUUUAUUCUAGUUCUUAAAGGUCCAGUGUGUAACGUGUUUAGUUAUUCAUUAUCAAAAUCGGUGUUGCCCGUUCACAAACUUGUCCUUUUUCACAAGUAUAUCAACUCCAAG